UUCUCAAAUUAACGCCCUCUUCCUUUUCCUUUGACCUUUGGCGCUCGCAGCCUCCUCUGCCCUCUUCCUCAAGAAACCCGACCUCUGAUCCAGUCCAACCUACAAUACCAACAUUGACCACAACCCUCUUUAUAUCCACCAAUUUUGAGCAUUUCUAACCUCGCAUUUCCUUUGUUCAAAUAGGCCAAAGAUCAAGCACUUGGUGCUCACUAAUAAUUAAAACUAGUCGUAAUGGUACUCCCGCUAUUGAAGCUAGGGACGUUGGCCUUGAAGACUCUCAGUAAACCCUUGGCUAGCAGGCUAAAGCAACAGGCUAAGUUUCACCCCAGGUUCCGCCAAUUGAUCAUCGACAUGGCCCAGGCAAACCAUAGGUUCACAACACAAAUCCAGAGACGCAUAUAUGGCCAUGCAACAGAUGUUGAGAUUCGCCCUUUGAAUGAAGAAAAAGCUGUUCAGGCUGCUGCAGAUCUUAUUGGGGAACUCUUCGUAUUCUCGGUUGCAGGAGCUGCAGUGAUCUUUGAGGUGCAAAGAAGUUCUAGAUCAGAAGCCAGAAAGGAGGAAUUACGCAAGCAAGAAUUUGAGGCAAUGAGGCAAAGAGACGAAGAGUUAGCAAGAGAAGUGGAACUUCUUAAGCAAAAACUUGAGGAACUGGAGCAGCUUGCCAAGGGACGAGGACUGGGUGGUCUUUUCAACAUCAGGCACACUAAUAUAGAAACUGGAAAGGCAGCCAAACCAGCUUGAUCUAAGCACAAGAAUAUUCUUCAAGUAAAUUUCAUUUUUGUAACAAAAUUUCUAAUUUAUCAAACUAGUUCCCUCUCAUGAGGGGAAAGCAUUUUUGUUGACCUUCUUCCCAUUCUUUUGACCUUGGGGUCAUCUUUUCAGAUUGAGUUUUGGCUUCACCUAACCCCAUUUGUAAAUGUAUACUAUCAAAACUCAAAAAAUGGGGUUGUUUGUAUUGCUGGAAAAUAAAAUGAAACAAAGGAAUAUAAAAUGGUUAUCUC
Molecule: messenger RNA, 1001 nt
Organism: Corylus avellana
Lineage: Eukaryota; Viridiplantae; Streptophyta; Magnoliopsida; Fagales; Betulaceae
Product: Optic atrophy 3 protein (OPA3)
Biological process (GO): regulation of lipid metabolic process
Cellular component (GO): mitochondrion
Source: RefSeq, a predicted model, not a curated record